This is a messenger RNA of Penicillium longicatenatum, 366 nucleotides long. RefSeq names its product mitochondrial 37S ribosomal protein bS6m. Gene Ontology annotation, molecular function: structural constituent of ribosome; small ribosomal subunit rRNA binding. The transcript is spliced from 3 exons. Bases 1 to 366 code for a protein of 121 amino acids. The record is from RefSeq and is a predicted model, not a curated record. Gene Ontology annotation, biological process: translation. NCBI's taxonomy places the organism in Eukaryota, Fungi, Ascomycota, Eurotiomycetes, Eurotiales, Aspergillaceae. Gene Ontology annotation, cellular component: mitochondrial small ribosomal subunit; ribosome.
AUGUUGUACGAGCUAAUUGCCAUUGUCCGCCCGGGCAGCCUCAGCGAGGUUCGGGAGAUUGCCCGUAACGCCGGUGCCCAAGUUAUCCGCUCCGGCGGUGUUGUUCGGGGCUUCACCAACUGGGGCACUUUCCGCCUCCCCAAGGUCACCACCAAGCACCAGGCUCGAUACAGCGAGGGCCACCACUUCAUUAUGCGUUUCGACUCCUCCGGUCCCGUCCAAUCAUCUAUCCGUCGCACUCUCGGUCUUGAUCCGCGUAUGAUCAACUUCUCGGUCGUCAAGCUGGGUGACAAGCUCCCUGAGAUCAAGGAUGUCGAGGGCAAGGUCCAGUGGAACAACACCCGCAACAUCAGCGAUUCCAUCUAA